GAAAAAGUAAGAGAAAGAGUCUCCUUCAACAUCUUCCACAUUCUUCGGUAAUUCCGUUUCUCAAUUCGGCAUGGCCAUCGCUACUCCCGAGCUUUACUACUCGAGAUUAUCGACGUCAUAUUCCCGGCAAUCGUCUCCGUCCAUCAUCGCCCCUCAACGGCGGCGCUUCAUGAGAAUUAAAUCUGUUCUCGGCGUCGAAUCUCCCGCACCUUCCGCGGCCGCUGACCACAACGGUGGAUAUCCCAAACUGUUGCUCGAAGUCAAAGGUCUCUCCGCCGUCAUCUCCAAGUCGAAACAGCCGGUUCUCAAAGGAGUUAACCUAACAGUCCGCGAGGGUGAGGUCCAUGCUUUAAUGGGGCAGAAUGGUUCUGGAAAGAGCACUUUUGCAAAGGUCCUUGUUGGGCAUCCAGAUUACGAAAUAACACAUGGAAGUGUGACAUUUAAAGGAGAGAAUUUGCUUGAAAUGGAUCCAGAGGAAAGGUCUCAAGCUGGUAUUUUCAUGAGCUUCCAGUCCCCAGUUGAGAUUCCAGGUGUUAGUAAUAUAGAUUUCUUGAACAUGGCAUACAAUGCCAAGCAAAAGAAACUUGGACUGGCAGAACUUGGUCCAAUUGAGUUCUAUGGAUACAUUAGCUCAAAGCUUGAACUUGUGAACAUGAAGACUGACUUCUUGAAUAGAAAUGUAAAUGAAGGGUUCAGCGGUGGAGAAAAGAAGCGAAACGAGAUUUUACAACUAGCGGCCCUGGGAGCAGACUUGGCUAUAUUGGAUGAAGUUGAUUCAGGCUUAGAUGUUGAUGCCCUUCGAGAUGUGGCAAAUGCAAUGAAUAAGCUAUUAUCCCCCACAAAUUCGGUUGUGAUGAUUACUCAUUACCUACGAUUGUUGGAGUUUAUUAAGCCAGCCUUCAUCCAUAUCAUGGAGGAUGGUAGAAUUGUGAAGACGGGUGAUAUAUCCAUAGCUGAAGUUCUAGAGAAAGAAGGGUUCAAAGCAAUUUCAAGUGCAUAGUUCACAUCAUACUUUCCAUGUUUUUUAAUAUAUUUCUGAAUGAUGCCUAUUUUUCUUCUUAUUCUUGUUGUAGUAUAAAGAAAAUUGUGUUUAGUGCAAAAUUUAUAUAUUAUACACCCAACACUGUAAUCCAUGUGACAUUUUUGUAUUUUUUGAAGGUAUUAUUCUGGAAAAUACUGUAAUUCCAU
This is a messenger RNA of Cuscuta campestris, 1188 nucleotides long. The record is from the annotation of a GenBank genome assembly. Lineage: Eukaryota; Viridiplantae; Streptophyta; Magnoliopsida; Solanales; Convolvulaceae.